CCUUGGGCUGCAUUCCCAAACAACCAGACUCUGUAUCGUCACAAGCCCCGUAGUUUAACUCAGUUUGUGUUUACAAUAGCUUUAGCAUUCCCGCUAGCAGCAGCCUCAUAUUCGUUCCAAAAAUCUUUUGUAAUGCAGUUUUAAAUGGAUGCUGGGUUAGUGGUUUUGAAUGAGGAUGCUUUCUUUCCGCCUCGUGGAACUUCUGAGGUACAUGUUUCGCAGAUGGCGAGAGCGUCGUUUUUUUUUUUUUUUUAGUAACAGCCGCCAUUAUAUUCAACUACUUCUUGUCAUGUAACUCUGCCGCCUCAACCCCUCCUCCCUCAGGGGCUUCAGAGAGGGGAGGGGUUGAGGAGGCGGCGUGCUGAAUUCUUCGCUUGCGCACAUUUGGAGGCUAAAUCAAGUAUAUAAUUAUCGGAUUGCAUUAUCGGUUGAAUUUUUUUAUUAUCUGGAUUAUCUGUGUGACGUCAUAAUUGCCAUUAUCAGCCGAUAAUUAUCGGUGACCGAUGUUAUCGUGUAACUUUAUAAAAGAUAUUGUGCAACACUGAAUUUGAAUGAAAAUUCCAAAACAACUGUAUACAUCAUAGCAUCACUUCAAUCGAUUGGGUUGAUUAUUAUUACGAUGCAUAGGUUGUUAGUCAUGCGUUACAUUUACUAAGUUUACUUCAGUAGCUCUUCGAGAAAAAUGGCAGCGGCAAUUGUCUCUGAUGUCGAAUCCGGAAUUAAUAAACACUCUUGGCCUCAUAUACGUCCAUAGCAUGCACACCGUGUGAAAGAGUAAUGCGAUGUCAUCUGCAGAGGUGGGUAGUAACGCAUUACAUUUACUCCGUUACAUUUACUUGAGUAACUUUUUGAGAAAAAUGUACCUCUGGUCUUCUGCCUGCCACAAAAAAGAAACUGACUUUUUGACAAACUUGAAUUUGUUAUUAGUGUGUUUGUUUAUUAUUUAGAGAUUCCAAAUUUGCACAUAAUUUUAUCUUGUUGUCUGUCUGAUUACAUCGUUUUAAAAAUAAAUCAGACAUUUUAAGCAGUUACACAGUACUAGAAUAUUCUUUUCAUCAAAAACUUUUUUUUUUUUUUUUACUUGUUCUUGAUUAGAUUUUUGUAUGACUACUUUUGUUCUUGUUUGUUUUUUCAUUACUGUAACCACCUCUGUUGCUAUGACAAUGAGUAUGUACUGUAAGUGUGGCCAUUUUUGGCACUUAUUGGUGAAAGGCCAGAAGGAACAUUGUGGUAGUAUUGCUGCCCUAGAAGCAUCUGUGUGCAUUCAUCUUAAGUUAAUGGAUGGCUGAUGAAUUGGUUAUGUCUGGUAGUGUCCUGGUAUGCAGUGGCUACAUGAGCAACAGCAAUAAAUGCAAAUUCGCAAUGUGCCAUUUAAGGAAAAUGAGAAUGAUGUUAAAAAGCAAAACCGAAACGACAAAAUGAUAAAGCAAGGAAAAAAACUUUCAGUUACUGUUACCGUGGGAAAAACAAAUACUGGAGACUAAGUCACCUGUCUGUAAACAUAGUGACAAACACGUUUUAGAGGCGAAGACGCUACCAAUUAUACCCUGUGUGAUACAGUGCAGUAAAACAGUCUUUAUACAUGACAGUAAAGUAACUCCAUCCCUUAUUAAGACACUUUAUCUUGGAAAUUAAAUAAAUUCAACUUUUUAAUACCUCGUGUAGGCCUACAUAAAACAAACAAAUGGAAUAGGAGGGUUCAUAUUUUCGGAAUGGUAAAAUGUGCCAAUAAAUGCAACUACCAGCACUAAGUAAGCAGGCAAAUAGGCAUCAACUUAACCCAGUGCUACAAUGUUUUCUUGUGACAGAAAGCUGUUUAUGGCUUGACAAUUGAGAAUUUGCACAUUUUCUACUACGGUCUGAAAAGAGCAGAGGGAAAAAAAAAAAAAAAAAGUACGACCACCAGCCGGCUCACAUCCUAAACAUCUCAUCACACAGAACAGAAACAACAAAACAAUAAAGUAAGGAAAGAACAUUCAGUACUGUUACCGUGGGAGAAACAAAUACCGGAGACCAAGUCACCUGUCUGUAAAUAUAGCAACAAACGAGUUUUAGAAACAAAGACGCUACCAAUUAUACCUUGUGUGAUACACUGCUGUAAAACAGUCUUUAUACAUGACAGUAAAAUAACUUCAUCCCUUAUGAAGAAACUUUAUCUAGACAAUUAAAUAAAUUUAACUUUUUAAUACCUCGUGUAGGCCUACAUACUGUAAAACAAGCAAAUGAUAUAGUAGUUCCAUGGAAUAGUUCAUAUUUUCGGAAUGGUAAAAUGUGCCAAUAAAUGCAGCUACCAGCGCUAGGUGAGCAGGCAAAUCGGCAUCAACUUAACCCAGCUCUACAAUGUUUUCUUGUGAAAAAAAGCUGUUUAUGGCUUGACAAUUAACAAUGCACAUUUUCUACUAAGUUCUGGAAACCGGCCAGCUCGCAUCCUAAAUAUCUCAUCAGCCGAGAAACAUUAAAAGCACAACCGAUUAACGCACAUGCCCUCUAAUAGCUAACUCUGAACCUACAGGCAAUAAUAAGUCUGCAGUUAAUUAAUGUAAUUUAUCAGCCCAUAGCCAAAAACUAAAAAUUGAGCUGCCUCCGAGGAUCAAUAUGUGUACUACACCUCGGGAAUAUAGCCACCAAAAUUGUGAUCUGUCCAUGAAUAAUGGCAUAGCAAAGAACAACAACCACAAAGCAAGCAAGUUUUUGAGACCUGCCUACGGGCGGUUAAAAAAACAAACAAACAAAUCAACUUUACAUCAAAUGAAGAGUAAGUGAAUCUAUUCAGAAACAUUUCAUAGUGUGUAGGUCAUUUGCGAAGGCACAGUUUUUGUCACUCACUUCACUGGACAUUGUUUUGAUGUCUCUAUUAAGAAUGAGUAUUGUGUAAUGUAAUAAGAGGGAAUUUUUGUGCAGGUUUUGGUAAAAUUGUGUAUUGUGAAUUAUUGCCAUUAGGAGUAGUUGUGGAAUUGUUUCUUGAUUGAUUAAUCGACAGGAUAAAAACAUCUCCGGUAACAACGAAUGACUUGAUGAAAAAUGUUUAAAAGUUUUUUACGGAGUGUUAUACGCACCUAUGCAUGAUGACACACAUCAACCCACAAAGCGUACUGUAUCUCUCAGAGUCCCUGGUUUUAUUAUAUGGCGGAAAACACAGGUGACUUGUUCCGCUCUGAGACCCCCAAUUUGGCCAACUUUCAAAAUUGUCUGAUAUGCAGGUGUGAUACAUCAUUGGAAAGCUUAAAACCUCAAUUUUCUAGGGGAAGAAACAUUUUGAACAGGAGGGCAUUUAAAAAAAAAUAAAUAAAAAUAAACAGCAAAACCCAAACUGGAGGCAAGAGCAUGCGAGAGCAGAAUUAAAGACGCCACGAUUUUAACGAGAUAUUAUCGCAUACCUGACUUGUUUCGAUCAAAAAAACUCCAUGUAGCGUAUGUAACCGAGUGUGAAGACACGAAUGUGAAGGGCCACAGCUGUUUUUUAUUUUAUUUUUUUGGUAUUUUAUGGGUGAAACAUGGUCAUAUAACAAGGGUCGCGAUGCAGGAAUGGCAGAAAUCAAAAACAUUUUUUUUUUUCCUUCCAACUUUUCUUUGUUUGGAUCGAUUAUUUAUCAUCUAAAGUAUAUGCGAAAGUAACGGGAAAAAAAUGCAAUUAAGCGAUAGUUAUGAGUUAGAUAUCCGUGACUUUUUUACAGACGCUAAUUUUUUCUUUGUGAUGUAAUGUUUAAAAUAUGCGAGUGAAUAAUUUUUUAGUUUUUUUUUGUUGUUUUUUUUUUCACUAAAUAUUAGACAUCAAUUAAUGAGUCUAAGCUAAAAAUGACAGACAUUUCAGAUAAUAAAUACGAUUACUUCUUUUUAUGGCUAGGUUGAAACAAAAGCGGUUGCGCGACGUUUGUAAACGGAGGUUUCCAGCGUAAAAUGGACAAUUAAAAAUAGUUUGGGGACUUGAUGCGCCAUGAAUUUGCUAUGGCAGCAUAUAGACAUAUUCUAUCAAACACAAGUUUUUUGGGCUUAAAAAUACAGCAGUUUAUUUUAAAAAGUGGUGCAAGAGCAGAAACUGCUUUUUCAGCCUUGUCUGUGUUUUCUGCCAUAUCUAACUGGUACAUGUUUUGUCUAAUAACAACUCUUACUCAGGUGUUCUCGGGUCCUGUCGUGGGGGAUAAAAGACUGAAAUGGUGGAAAAAUAAGAGGAAGACCAAAGUGGUCCAAAUACACCUGCUCUUUAAGACAGCAAUUAAAAUGAUUUAGCCUUCGUUUUAAUUUGAUUGUAAAUAUUGAAAAGUGUCAACAUGUUCUGAAAAACAAAUUUGUCCCUACUUGUAUGUUUGGGGUUGUGUGCAGGUUACCUCAACAACAGGAAUUAGUUUAUUUUUAACUAAUGUAAAUGCAGGCUACUUUAGACCCCCCCCCCAAUCAAAGUACAGUGUGAGCAAGAAGAUACGCUUGACAGUGUCUUCAAACUCAGUUAUAACGCUCCGCAUUUUUGGGAACUAUGUGAUGUUAUUAGAAUAUAAACUGUGCGUUCGUUUUUUGGUGAUAAUAGCUGGCUUUUUUCAUUAAAAAAAAAAAUUGCAAUACGUUGUUGAUACAGUAAGGCCGAAAGGGGCGCAUGUAAGUGACGUUUUAAUAUUGGCGGUGGGGGGAGGUGGGGGUCAUAUGGUGACGUCGCACAAACAUGGCGGCACAGCGACUAGCGGAGUAACUUACUUUAUUGCUCGGCAUUGAUAAUUUAACCAGGUCGCCUGGAGUCCGCUCGACUUUGUCUUUCUGCACGCUUGACACGACGCUCGGGCAGGAUGAGUACAGUUUAAAGCUUGUGAGCAGUAGCAGUUUCGUCAAAAUGGGCAUCAAGAAUAAGGCAACAGAAGAGUACGAUGGGGAGCGGCGUCUCAUCAGUGCAUCGUCCUCGGACCACUUGUCUCGGCUAACCCCCACUCAGCCCUUCGUCUAUGUACUAGCCUUCUUCUCAGCCCUGGGUGGAUUCCUCUUUGGCUAUGACACCGGUGUGGUGUCAGGUGCGAUGCUGCUUCUUAAGCGAGAGAUGAACCUCAACACGCUGUGGCAGGAGUUGGUGGUGUCCAGCACGGUCGGUGCUGCGGCCAUCUCCAGUCUGGGCGGAGGCUUCUGCAAUGGACUGCUGGGGCGCAGGUUGUGCACUCUGCUGGCUAGUUUCAUCUUCACCAUCGGUGGAUUCAUCAUGACCUUCGCGCCUAACAAGGAGGUGCUCCUGGUGGGAAGGAUCAUCAUCGGUCUGGGCAUUGGCUUGGCAUCCAUGACUCUUCCUGUGUACAUUGCUGAGGUGUCGCCGCCUCACAUGCGAGGCCAGUUGGUCACCAUCAUCAUUGUGCUUGUCACCGCCGGACAGUUCAUUGCUUGCGUAGUGGAUGGCGCCUUCAGCUACAUGAGCCGUGAUGGCUGGAGGUACAUGUUGGGUCUGUCAGUACUGCCUUCCAUUGUUCAGUUCGUGGGCUUCAUUUUCCUGCCCGAGAGCCCCCGUUGGCUCCUGCAGAAGGGCCGUCAACAGGAGGCCCGUCAGGUCCUGACUCGAAUUCGAGGUUGCCAGGAAGUGGAUGAGGAGCUCGACUACAUCAGGACAAGCAUUGAAGAGGAAGAAAAGGAGCAGCAAGGAGGCGGACUCAUCAUCUUGCGCAUUCUCAAUCAUGGACCGACCCGCAGAGCUCUGAUCGUGGGGUGCGGCCUACAGAUGUUUCAGCAGCUGACGGGCAUCAACACAGUUAUGUACUACAGUGCCACCAUUCUGCAGAUGUCAGGUGUGCGCGAUGAGAAACGGGCCAUCUGGCUGUCGGCAGUCACAUCUGGGACCAACUUUGUGUGCACUUCCCUCAGCAUCUGGCUCGUGGACAGAGUCGGGCGCAGGAAGCUGACAGUGGCCAGCCUCGCGGGUACCGCUCUGAGUCUCACAGUGUUGUCAGUUGGCUUCUUACUGUCAGCGCAGUACUCUCCUGCUGUUACGCUGAAGCCACUUGACCCCCAUAACUCCUCCUGUGUAUUAUACGGCUCCUGUGGAGACUGCAUGUUGGACUCCGCUUGUGGCUUUUGCUACCGCGAGAACAGCAGCAGUGGUGUAUUUGAUUCCACCUGCCUGCCUGUCAAUCAACAUUCCACUGAACAUUCAGCAUGGGGACGGUGUGCCAACCAGACUGAGGCACCAGAGGGUCCAUUUUGGGCCUACAACUUCUGCCCUACAUCCUACUCUUGGGUUGUCCUGGCUGGUCUCCUCCUUUACCUGACUUUCUUUGCUCCAGGAAUGGGCCCCAUGCCUUGGACGAUCAACUCUGAGAUUUACCCGCUGUGGGCGCGGAGCACUGGAAAUGCCUGCUCAGCUGGAAUCAACUGGACCUUCAAUGUCAUCCUCUCCCUCACCUUUCUUCAUAUUGCUGAGAUGAUCACUUAUCAAGGCAUCUUCUUUGUGUACAUGGGCUUCACCGUGCUGGGCUUGAUUUUCGCGAUCGGCUGCCUGCCUGAGACGCAGGGACUUCAGCUUGAGGACAUCGAGAACCUGUUCACAGGCCCGUUCUGCUCCUGUGGCACGUCAGCUUCCCUCAACAAUCAGAACAUCCAGUACAUCCGGAAAAAUCCGGAAUUCAACCAAGUGGAUUACGGGACGGUGGGCUGCGAAAAUGGCAUAGCCUAUAUCACUGUAAGUUAAAACCAAAAAAUGGGAGUUAAAAAAAAAAAAGCACAAUAUUGUAUAGCAGUGAAGCACCUUGGCAAAGGUAGAACCACAUUUAAUUCCGUGGCUAUGCUGCUUUUCUGAAAUUUAUCUUUUUUUAUUUCCACAGCUAACAUGACCAACUUUGUGUACUGAGCACCUUUUUGCCACGUAGCCUUCACUUUGCAUGGACAGGUAGAAGAGUGGCUGUCACGUCCACAGUCUGACUUAGGCCUGGUUCACUCAGAUAAUUGGGCUGUUUUUGUCUGUUGUGCCCCUUCCGAAUCAAGGACAACAAACGGCAGAUUAUUUUACGUUUUACAGCAGACGAUUGUCAUAGAAGAUUAUCCUUUGGUCUUGAGCGGUGAUAAGGGGUCAUGGGGUUGGAAACAGGUUGGAUCAAAAAAGUUACAUUUGUUCAGUGUCUAUGACCAAAUAUCUGGGUGUGUAGGAAAUCCGGUCACUCUGGGGUUUAUUAAUUGUAAUGUGGAACACAAUUUAGACAACCAAGGAAGGGCCUAGACAUAGAAACAAGGAAACUGUAAAUAAAAUAAACUAUUAAUUAUAACAAUAAUGAAUAAAACUAAUGAAGUGGGUUCCACAGAUCGCAAAAGUCAUUCCGUUCUACAACACUCCAGUCCCUAGGGAAACACUCAGGUAACGUUGGCGCGUAUCCGUUAGGGUUUAAUUGAUCAUAAAUUAUCAUGCAAAAGAAGUUGUUUUGAGAUUGGUGAUGGAACAUAAUCUUUGUAGCAGGACUUAUGCUUUAAGACUGUCAGAACACAUUACACAUACUAAUAGCAUAUUUGUAAAAUUAGUUUUAUUUAUAUGUGUGUGUAUGUGAUAUAUAUAUAUAUAUAUAUAUAUAUACACACACAGUGGGGAGAAGUAUUUGAUACAGUAUUUGAUACACUGCCAAUGGGUUUUCCCAUUGGCAGUGUAUAAAAUACUUGUUCUCCCCACUGUAUAUGUUUGUAUGGGGUCCCUAACCUAAGCAAUCUUUUCAGAUUUGGAAAAACCAUUUGUGUGUGUGUAUGUGUGCGUCCGUACCAGGCCUUAAUAAACUAGACAUUACAUUCGGGUUGGGAAAAUGUUUGUGCUGUAAUUAUAGUACAUUGCCGUUUUUCAUAAUUAUAAAAUAUUUAAAAUGUAUUAAUCAAAUGUCAUUUUUUUAUUCAUUAUGUAAAUUUCAUUAAAAUUAUAUCCAUCUGGUUAAACUAGUACAAUAAAUAUUACUGUACUCUUGAUGUUUAUCAUAAUCAUUAGAUGAGCUGGAUCCAUGUGGCCCACCAGAUGGUAGUUUGCCCACUCCCGCAAAAAGGCAGUCCAGUCCUUUUUCUUUCAAAUAUCAGGACUAAUGUUAUGCAAAUGUCUUUCGUGACUUUUUUUUUUUUUUUUUUAUCAUAUUUGUUUUCAAUGUUUUCAAUUGUCAAAGAGGAGACUGAUAAAUUAUGUUUGUAUGUUUUUUUUUUAACAUGUUAAAUGGAUGAUAUUGGUAGUGUAGUGGGUCUCUUAAAAAGGCCCGAGCUCGAAGAUGUACAUGGAAAAAUGAGUUUUAAUACAUUUGCACAGCCAUGCAGUCUAAUAGCUUUAUGGUAUGAUAUGUUUUUGAUGAAAUAUUUUUGUAUACAUUAUCGCUGUUUAAGAAAAAUCACCAACAUUUGUGUUUACCCAUUUUGAGGGGGAUAAAAAUAAAACAUUGCAGGACUGUUUUUCUUUGGACAGUGACAAUCAUUUUAUUUUAAAUACAGUCAUACAUUAUAUUGUUUAAUUAUUCAUGUUGAAUUUUGUCUUGGGAAAUGUUUGAAAAGCAUCAAUCUUUUUUUUUUUUUUUUUUUUUUUUUUUUUUUUUUUUUAAUGUUUAAGAGUACAUUGUUCCUGAAGGUACUCCUGAAGGAAAAUAAAAGACAUUCUGUGUGUAGUUUUUAAGUUUGUGGCUGGUAUUUUUCUCCAUGGUAAUACAAAACAAAAGUAGGGUUGGAUGUGAGCAUUGCUUAAUUUGUAAAUCAUAAGAUCCCGGAACGCAAAGUACAUAUGCGCAGGGAUCAUGACAUGGGGACAGGUCCCGGAACAUAUGCAGAAAAUGGUGCUGAAAACAAAAUGCAAAUGCCCACUUGUAAUUUGGAUAAUCCUAUGGGACUUUUUUCUUUCUUUUCUCUGUGCUUUUCUGACUCGUUUUGAACCAUCUUCCUUCUUUUUGAAAAAAGUAAAUGCAACUGUCUGUUUUUUGCAUGUUGAGAUUCCAUUUGAUCCUGGCUGCUUGCUCCCCAGAUGCCGCAAAUUUCAAAGGUUUUUUGUUUUGUUUUUGUUGUUGUUGUUGUUGUUGUGUUUUUUUUUUU
Molecule: messenger RNA, 8991 nt
Organism: Corythoichthys intestinalis (scribbled pipefish)
Lineage: Eukaryota; Metazoa; Chordata; Actinopteri; Syngnathiformes; Syngnathidae
Product: proton myo-inositol cotransporter-like
Exons: 12
Coding region: 4820-6649 (609 amino acids)
Biological process (GO): transmembrane transport; myo-inositol transport
Cellular component (GO): apical plasma membrane
Molecular function (GO): myo-inositol:proton symporter activity
Source: RefSeq, a predicted model, not a curated record